AUUCGCAAAUCGCAACACCCACACUCCAGAGAGCACUAAAAACUGCCGUUUCUCAUUCCCGGCGCUUUUCUUUUCCUCGGCAAACAAACACACCUCAGGCAAUUUACUGUGCGUUCGCUUUGGGUCUCUAGGCCCCGAUUGCUUCUACCUCAAAAACCUUCCUUUAAAUCCCUACCGAACCGGGCAAUGUCUUAUACCAGCGCACACAUCCUCGUGUACCCUUUUCCUGCAUCGGGCCACAUUAUCCCCCUCCUCGACCUCACCCGCCUGUUACUCACCCGCGGCCUCACCGUCACCGUGCUCGUCUCCCCCUCCCACCUCCCUCUCCUCCAACCACUCCUCUCCUCCCACGCUUCCGUCCAGCCCCUCGUCCUCUCCUCUGCACCCGAACCCCCCUCCUCCUCCUCCCCGCAACUCAGCCUCCCCGCUAAAAUACGCGCCACCGCCGCACUCUACGACCCCAUCCUCCAGUGGUUCCGGUCCCACCCUCAUCCACCCGUCGCCAUCGUAUCCGAUUUCUUCCUUGGCUGGACCCACCGCCUCGCCACCGAUCUCGGCGUGCCACGCGUCGCCUUCUGGCCCUCGGGUGCUUUUGCCGCGUCGAUUUAUAAUUCCCUGUGGCGCGACUUGCCCAAGAACGACGAUCCGACCGACGAGAAUUUCGUAAUUUCCUUCGAGGGAGUUCCGAAUUCCCCGAAAUGCCCCUGGUGGCAAAUAACCCCGCACAUCCGUGACCCAGACGGUGAAUUCAUGAGAAAUGGGAUGUUGGCCAAUUUCCAGAGUUGGGGCGCCGUGUUCAACUCGUUCACCGAGUUGGAACGGGUUUACAUCGACCACGUGAAGAAAGUAAUGGGGCAUAAAAAGGUUUGGGCCGUGGGGCCUUUACUGCCUCCUACCGACGACCAAAUGGGCCCCGCUAACCGCGGUGGGUCCAGCGCAGUGCCAGCUCAUGAGGUGAUGACGUGGCUCGACGGGAAGCGAGACGAAUCUGUUGUUUACGUGUGCUUUGGGAGUCGUGUCGAGCUGACAAGUAAGCAAACGGAGGCGCUCGCGGCCGCACUUGAGCGCAGCGAGGUUCAUUUCAUCUGGUGCGUGCAGGAACACGUGGCAGGCAGAGGUGACUCGAUACCAGAGGGGUUUGGAAAGCGCGUGGGGGAGAGGGGAUUUAUCGUAAGGGGGUGGGCCCCGCAGGUGGCGAUACUGAGUCACCGGGCAGUGGGAGUGUUUGUAACUCACUGCGGGUGGAAUUCGGUGUUAGAGGGAGUGGCGGCGGGGGUUCUGAUGCUCACAUGGCCGUUGGGUUCUGACCAAUUCCUCGACGCCAAUUUGCUGGUUGACCAGCUGGGCUUGGCGGUACGCGCCUGUGAGGGAGGAGUUAAAAAUGUUCCUGAUUUGGGUGAGUUGACUCGGUUGCUGGCCGAGUCAGUUAGCGGGAAGCGACUUGAGAGAACCCGAGUUAAGGACAUGCGCAAGGCGGCGUGGAAUGCUGUUAAGGGAGGAAGCUCGACUAGAGAUUUGAACGAGUUGGUCGAGAAACUCAGUGAGCUUAGUAAAAAAUAAAUGAUGUGCGCGUUACUCUCAAAAUGGUGAACCAAGCGGAGUGAUAAUCUUUUAAAAUGGUAUUCGCUUCCACUCUCAAUCAUCAGUUUGUAUUCGUGUUCUCAAUUCUUACACCCAUAAAUUUUAGUUAAUUGAGAGAUUUUUAAAA
Molecule: messenger RNA, 1708 nt
Organism: Rhododendron vialii
Lineage: Eukaryota; Viridiplantae; Streptophyta; Magnoliopsida; Ericales; Ericaceae
Product: UDP-glycosyltransferase 89B2-like
Exons: 1
Coding region: 187-1560 (457 amino acids)
Molecular function (GO): UDP-glycosyltransferase activity
Source: RefSeq, a predicted model, not a curated record